ACAGCUGUUUUCACGUUGCUAAAAUUCUGCGCAAGAUGUUAUCCACGAUUUACGUGCAAGGCAGUGAUGCAAACAAGCCCUCUGGAAAAUAAAGGAAUUGUUGUGUGGCAGCUUUUUGGAUAAGAAAAGACCGCUGUCUCUCUUCGUCCACUAUGCGGAGGCUCAAUGAUACCGACGCCGUGCGCAUAGGUCGCAUGUAAGGGAUAUUUUAUGGAAGGUGGGACGAGGGAGAGGUUGUGAGGCUGGGGAAUAGGGGCAUCAGCUGAGCUGGAGAGAGGAGCGUUAGCAAGCUAGCUAUCGUGACAGUAGCGGGUAUAACGGAACAGUGACUUUUCCACACAAUACAACAACCCGCUGGUUCCGUUCAGCAAUCAUGGCUACUAAUGGUAACAACAACUUAAUGCCUGGGAUGGGGGAGAUCAUCCAGUUGAACGUCGGUGGGACAAGGUUCAGCACCUCCAGACAGACUCUGAUGUGGAUUCCAGACUCUUUCUUCUCAAGUUUGCUGAGUGGAAGGAUAUCCACUCUUCGGGAUGAAACUGGAGCUAUAUUUAUUGACAGAGACCCUACAGCUUUUGCACCAAUUUUGAAUUUCCUCCGAACCAAAGAAUUGGACCUGCGGGGUGUCAACAUCAGCGUCCUACGGCAUGAAGCAGAGUUUUACGGGAUAACUCCUUUAGUGCGGCGCCUGUUGCUGUGUGAGGAACUGGACCGCUCAUCAUGUGGUAGUGUUCUCUUCCAUGGUUACCUGCCUCCCCCAGCCAUCCCCGCCCGUAAAUCAAACCCAGCCUCAGCAGCCUCUGGCGCCUCCUCUGAAGAGCGGCCAGGUCCAAGUGGAGCAGAGGGCUUCACCCGUGUCGGUCCCCCUCCUCACCCUUCUUUCCCUGGCUCACCUGGAACAGAACACAAACUGGGUCCCGUGGUUGACCCAAGGAAGGUGUUGAUUAUAGCAGGGCACCACAACUGGAUUGUAGCAUCUUAUGCACACUUUGUCAUUUGCUACAGGAUAAAGGAAUCUUCUGGAUGGCAGCAGGUGUUUUCCUCCCCCUACCUUGACUGGACCAUUGAACGUGUCGCACUUAAUGCCAAGGUGGUGGGUGGCCCACAUGGAGACAAGGACAAGAUGGUGGCCGCUGCCUCUGAAAGCAGUAUCAUCCUCUGGAGCAUCCAAGAUGGAGGCAGUGGUAAUGAGAUAGGUGUGUUCAGUCUCGGUGUACCUGUUGAUGAUCUCUUCUUCAUCGGGAACCAGCUGGUGGCGACGAGCCACACAGGGAAGGUCGGGGUGUGGAAUGCCGUCACACAACACUGGCAGGUUCAAGAUGUGGUUCCCAUCACCAGCUGUGACACGGCAGGAUCCUUCCUACUGCUGGGCUGCAAUAAUGGUUCUAUCUACUACAUAGACAUGCAAAAGUUUCCGCUGAGGAUGAAGGAUAAUGAUCUUCUUGUGACUGAGCUUUAUCAUGACCCUUCAAACGAUGCCAUCACUGCGCUGUCUGUCUACCUCACACCUAAAACCAGUGUGAGUGGGAACUGGAUAGAGAUAGCCUAUGGGACUAGCAGCGGCGCUGUGAGAGUGAUCGUGCAACACCCGGAGACAGUGGGAUCAGGGCCCCAGCUCUUUCAGACAUUCACUGUGCACAGGAGUCCGGUGACAAAGAUCAUGUUGUCUGAGAAACAUCUGGUAUCAGUGUGUGCAGACAACAACCACGUACGGACGUGGACGGUGACCCGAUUCAGAGGGAUGAUCUCCACCCAGCCAGGCUCCACCCCUCUGGCCUCCUUCAAAAUCCUGUCCCUGGAGGAGACGGAGAGCCACGGGAGCUACUGCUCUGGGAAUGAUAUCGGUCCAUUUGGAGAAAGAGACGAUCAGCAGGUUUUCAUCCAGAAGGUCAUCCCUAUCACCAACAAACUGUUUGUGAGGCUCUCAUCAACUGGAAAAAGGAUCUGUGAGGUGCAGUCAGUGGACGGGACCACCAUCUCUUGCUUCAUGGUUCGUGAGUGUGAAGGUUCCAGUCGGAUGGGGUCACGACCUCGGCGCUAUCUGUUCACUGGUCAUGGCAAUGGCAGCAUCCAAAUGUGGGACCUGACCACUGCGAUGGACACCGCUAACAAAGGAGAGGAGAAGAAGAAAGAGGAUGUAGGUGGGCCUACAGAGGAGGAGCUGCUGCAGCUGUUGGAUCAAUGUGACCUGAGCACCUCCCGCUGUGCUACACCAAAUAUUAGCCCUGCCCCCUCUGUGCUGCACCACACACGCCUGCGAGAGUCCUGCUCAAGUCUGCAGUUACAGGCCCCGGAGCCCAUUCCUGAGAGCCAGGCUACUUAUGGGGCUGUGCGACCCUACAGAGAGAGCCCCCUACUGGCCCGUGCUCGGCGAACUGAGUCCUUCCACAGCUACCGAGACUUUCAGAACUUUAGCCUGAGUCGAGGUGUCUUGGACAGCACGGGUCAAAUUUCCAUCCAGGGCCCCAGCCAGGUUCCAGAUGCCCGCCGUUCACUUUGUGACUUUGGACCUGAGGACGUUGACAGGAGAUCCUCUGCAAUGGAGCUCUGGGCCUGCCGAACCACUGGUGCAAACUCUAACAUAAAUGUCACGGGUUUGACUGCUGCUUGUCUUUCUGGGGCGAAGGCAGAAGGCAGUCAAGAAACUCCACGGCAACCUCCAGACAGCCCGAUUCUGGGGGCUGACGUUAGGCGAAAGGUGCACCCACAAGAGGAGGGAGAAGGUGUGGGAUCCGGGGGAGAUGGGGCAAAGGCAGAGGGAGGUGUGAAGAAAAGGGGAGUACUAGAAGGAGGCUUUUUAGGGAGGAAGAGGGCUCCCCCAGUUCCUCACCUGUCCUCCCUCCCUUCCAGUUCUGAAGGUGGUGGCAGUGACUCAUCUGCAAAUGCUUCCCCUUCCCCAACCAAACUAGCCUCCUCCACCUCGCCGCGACACAGGAAGCCGGCCCCAGAGCCAUCCAAUCAGGACAGCAGCCUGUGAAAACGCAUCUGCCCACCACCCAUUUGUUUUGAUCCCACGCAGUGGAAUCAUUUCAUAGAGGCAUCCUGUUGGUGCAUGAAGGACCUGUUGUGUCAGAUUCAGGAUUUAAAUAGGUAAAGGUUUCUUUUGGGAGCCCACAGAUAAUGAGUCUGUGUCUCAGCACAGAACUUUCACUACGUUUGCUCCCAAGGCUGAAAAACUUUUAUUUAAACUUUACACCUUUCAUUUAAGUCAGUGGAACUUUUCAUAGUUUUGAGUACAAAACCUGACAAGAGGAAGCAGUUACAGCGCUAGCAUCAUGACAUCUCAACCAGAGCAGGAAUGCAUCCUCUUUAUGAUCAUUCUUGUAAAAUGGACCAGGGCUCCUACUAUCUCCAUUUGCUUUUGGUGACUGGUGAUGAGGUUAACACUUUGAGGCAUGGGGCUGAAAGUAAUUUCCCAGCUCAGUGCUGAAGAACUGCUGUAAUUGUUUUUUCUUUCUGUGUUGUUGUUCACUCGACAGCUUAGCAUACAGUAACUACAGGAACAGGCAAGUCUGUUGGCUCUGGUAUGGUCAAGGGUGUGUUGCUGCCUGUUUGGUUUGAAGCACAAUCAAGUGUUAAUCCACAGAUAAGACUGAAUUCAUUAAAUCAUCAAGGCUCAUUAAAUUAAAAAAAAAAGAUAGCACAGUACUAGUAAUAGAAUGGGGGGUUUCUAAUAUUUGAAUAAUGUGUUAUUCAGCUUGUGAAAGCCUUAAACAGCCACAAAAUAGAAUUGACAGAGGCACACACCCCGUUAAUUUAUCAGAUUUUUAAGGUGUUUUUACUGACUUGUAGUCUGGUAGGAAUUACUAUGUUCAGAAUUUGACCUAAACCGUUUAAGCGUAAAAACAAAAUAUCCAGAUUUAAAUGGAAGUCACGUUUCUUAAGAUCUUCAACUAACAAUUAAAUCUAAUUUACAAUUAUGUAAAACAGAAAAAAAAAAACAAUUAACUAAACAAAAUUUUCAGCACUUCCACGUAGAUUUGUCAAAAGGAUCAGAUCUCUUUCAGAGACAGAACUCAUGAUGAUAUCAAGCAUCUCUGACAACGUGCAAAUUUGUCUCACAGUGGAUUUUUUCUUACCUUAAACACAUUACCUUUGACAGAGGCUUGGCAGCUACUUGAAUCCCAAAAUGUCACAAAAAUACUUUGCUGUGGCCAGAGAAGCAACGGGUAUUGUUGUUAAACCAAUGACACUAAAAAUUGACAGACAGUAAGCAGUAAAGUCAUGUUGCAGCUCCAGCAUACAGUCAAACUUUGUUGUUUGACAGCUCUAUGAGAACUAUACGACCGUGGAGUUGUGAAGCACAACAGCUAAAACAGACACUGUGGUUUUCACUUGAAGUCUUCAUGAACGCCACAUAGAGAGACAUGUAACACAUGAGUGACAGCUUGAAAAAACAAUGAAUACUCAAGUGAACAGGUGGCUGCUUUUCACUGCAACUGGUUGUUUAAUAUUUUGCUUUUUUAUUUACAGGCCAAUUGAAUUCUUAAUUUAUUUUUAGCAUAAUUAAAAAACUGGCAAAAAAUGUAAAAAGAACAAACAAACAAAAAACUGCAUUCCAAUGCAGCAAUUUUGAGGGAUUUUCAUUCAACAUUUGUAAAUGAGAAUUUGAAAACAAUUUGGUGGCACACAGCUGGAACCUUCAGUUUAAGGGACGGACUUGUUUUGUUUGUUUUUUUUGUAGAUGUAUCCUUUAUCGGUUAAGAUAUCACACUCACACUAACAGUGACAGCAUAACACCUUUAGCUACAUAUUAUAUAGGAACAAAAUAUGUUUUUAAUGCUUUAUGGUUUACUUAUUCAUAUCUAAACAGAGAGAAAUCAUUUGGCACAUGUUUUACUGCUCUUCAGUCAGUUAGAAAAAUCUCACAUCUGUGCUCAUAGUUCACAAAUAAGAAAACUAGUUGUGUUCCUGUUUAUAUUCAGUCUGUUUCUUCACGGUGGUGCCUGUGCAAGAUCACACUAAUUAUUAUUAUUUAUAUUUUAUUUUUUUAAAGCAUCACAAUAUAACUACACUCAACUCAAUAGAAGGACCUACACUACUUCACUUUACUCCCUUUGAAACAGGUGGUGAUGUGUCUUAUCUUGUUUUGGAUGACUGUUGCAGUGCCUUAUUUAAAAUUGUUUGACGGUUAUCAGCCUGUUUGUGUGUUUUAGUUGAAAAAAAUUCUGACCAAAGGCUUGUGAAGGUGGAGCUCACUGUGGAGCCACAUAACGGACCUGUCCACUCUGGCUUUGGCUAGAAUUGCCUAAUGGUAGAUUCACACCAGGCCAAAUUAGAUUUUAUGACUGUGUAUGGUAAAUCAUUGAUGUAUGGUCAUUUGAAUUGAUAGGCAUUAGAUAUCUCUUGUAAAUAAUCCUGAAGUAGACUAUAACUGGAAAGUCCAUCUCAUUUCCCAACAUCAGAGGAACUUUGAUCACUAGCUUGUUCUUAUGAAGGUAAAACAUGAGUAUACGUUCUGUAGGAGACAAAAGCAAGGCACCUUGGUUGUGUAAUAGUGGGCCUAAGAGGACUGGAUAGCCUAAAGUAAAAUGGUAGCAACCUUUUAUUAGCAAAAUCAUUUUGUGAGUUAAACUUUCUUCUCUAUUGUUCAAACCUUUUGGAGCCACUGGAAGAGUUUAGUAUAAGUUAAAGAAACCAGGCCAGCUCCUGAUCUACGGUACUUUUAUUGUAACUGUGGGGACAACACGAUGUAAAAUGGAUGUGACGGUAAAAAAGCUAAGUAGAACUAGAAAGACUUUCCUGAAAUGUUAAUUAUAAUUUGCCAAAUCCAGCAGCUAUAUAAACUCACACAUUGCUUAUCAUUUCAGCAUAAAAAUAUAACAUAUGUGGUUUUUGCCGGUACAAAGAUGUACAUUUUGAUACACAACUGUUUGAUAUACAACUGUACUUUAAGUAGACAUACAUAUUCAAAACAAAAUCCUAAUACGGAUGCAUUGAUGUGUGUGAUUGUGUGUUGGUACUUACACUGCUGUUCAUUACAUAUUGUUGAUAAUCAUAUAAUGCCUAUAUUGAUAUUACCAUGCUAUUGGACCUAACUGCAUUUGCACUUGCACUAUUAAGACUAAUAUUAAAGUAACUUGCUAGUGUUUAUUUUAUAUAAAAUAUAAGUCUAAAUUGUAUUUCAGCACAUAACUGUCUGUCUGUCCUAAUCUGUCGUCCCUCAGUUCCUCUCUGGCUGUGUUUACAUUACAUUACAGCCAGACACUAGUGAGCUAAAAGGAUUACAUAUCUGUUUGUCUGAACUGCCCUGUACAUCAUUGUUUUACAUUGUGUAUGUUAGAAAUGCUGCAUUAUGUUGUAAUGUUAUUUACAAUUGCCUAUAAUACUGAUCAAAUAUAAUGUAUAAUUUCAUAAUGUUCAAAUCUGGAUAACAACACAAUUGGAAAGAAAUCCGGAGGAUCAGUCUGCAGUCUGGAAAUGUUUACCUUUUUUUUCUUUUUCUUUAAAAAAAAAAAAAAAAAAAAAAAAUUUGGUAUGCAUAUUUUAACACAUUGUGUAGAACAACAACACAUUGUUCUGGGAUCAUGAUCUACACUCCAGUUUUCCAGGCCAGUGUUAUCAACAACAGAUAAAGAGUAACUGAAAACAUAAAUAAAUAAAAAUGAUUUGGGAUCCGA
Seriola aureovittata is the source of this 6620-nucleotide messenger RNA. It is a transcript of the gene kctd3, whose product is annotated as potassium channel tetramerization domain containing 3. Gene Ontology annotation, molecular function: protein binding. NCBI's taxonomy places the organism in Eukaryota, Metazoa, Chordata, Actinopteri, Carangiformes, Carangidae. Gene Ontology annotation, biological process: protein homooligomerization. The record is from RefSeq and is a predicted model, not a curated record. The transcript has 19 exons. Bases 374 to 2977 code for a protein of 867 amino acids.